Molecule: messenger RNA, 1099 nt
Organism: Ceratitis capitata (Mediterranean fruit fly)
Lineage: Eukaryota; Metazoa; Arthropoda; Insecta; Diptera; Tephritidae
Product: glycoprotein-N-acetylgalactosamine 3-beta-galactosyltransferase 1
Exons: 4
Coding region: 116-1099 (327 amino acids)
Molecular function (GO): N-acetylgalactosaminide beta-1,3-galactosyltransferase activity
Source: RefSeq, a predicted model, not a curated record
UUUGCUAUAUUGUAGAUAAACAUCUGAUGCUCAACAUGCCGGCGUAGUCAUCAGUCAUGAAGCACAUUAAAUAGCCGCAUUUUGUUAAGUGCAGCAUUGACGUGGUGUUAAAGAGAUGGACGAAGAGUGCGCGAAUGUGGCUAGCGUAUCAAAGUUGCGUGCAUGCCUCUUUGACCUCUUGGAGAGUUUGAAAAUUCUAGUCAAAUUUGUUGUGAUCUCAUUAUUGUGUUUCAAUUUGCUCCAAACCGAUUACACGUGCCUACUGAAUCUAGCUGGAGAUAGUGCAAAUGACUCAUUACCGAUCGCUCGAUCAAAUAUCUCGCGUCCACGUGUUUUUUGCCUAAUUUUCACCUACAAAGAGCUGCACGAGUACAGCGAUAUUCACAGCCAGGCCACGUGGUUGCAGCAUUGUGAUCGUUAUUUGUUUGUGAGCAAUCAUCCUCAUUCGGUACUGGAGCCAUUGGUGGUUAAAAAUCGUUAUCGCUGGGGUUCGAUGUUAAUUAGCUUUGACUAUGUGUCUCGGUAUUAUGGCAAUGACUUCGACUGGCUACUGAAAGUGAAUAGUGAUAAUUUUGUGAUUUUGGAAAACCUACGCAAGUUGCUUGAACCUCAUUCCCCCGAAGAGCCCAUCAGUUUUGGCUGCAAAAUGAAAAAUAAAGAAAACGAGAUAUAUACGCAUGGCGGUACAGUACUCAGUCGUGAGGCGUUGCGCCGUCUCGUCACGGUUGCUUUUAAAAAUUCAAGUAUUUGUUAUUUGUCCGAUAGUCCGUACGAUGACGAAGAGUUGGGCCGGUGUUUACGUGGUGUGGAUGUGGAGUUCGGAGAUACACGUGAUGCUAUGGGACGCCAACGUUUUAUACCAUUCACACCUCAGGAGUAUUUAACAGAAUUGAAACCAGAAAAUAAUGAAUGGUUCUUAAAUCGUUCGUAUUAUGAGAUUAAUAACACAACGAGGCAAUUAUCACCAGAAGCCAUCUCAUUUUACAACGUUAGCCCUGAAACCAUCGUCACCUUGUACUAUUAUAUUUAUAAACUGAGAAUUUUCGGUAAAAAUACGCCGAGUCAAAACGUUACAGAGAAAAAAAUUAAAUUUAAUUAA